AUGAUUUACAUGAUGAGAUUUGAGACUUCUGGUGGUAUUUACAUGGGCUUUUGGUUUAGAGAUGAUGCCCAAUGGGUUGAGAUUACAGUGGGGGAUGUUGGGAUAGGACGUAUGCAUUUUGUAUGCGGGACAGAUGUGGAUUCUGGGGAGCCCAGGGUGGACUUUAGUGGCGUGAAUGGUGGCCCCCCAAAAGACGGUGAAUUUAUGGCAGAAGAAAGUAAUGAAAAAUUUUGGCAGUUUUUGGAAACUGUACAAGAAUUAGCCAUUUAUAAGCAAACAGAAUCUGCUUAUUCUUAUUACAAUUUAAUCCUGAAGAAAGCUGGACAAUUCUUAGACAAUUUACAUAUCAAUCUCCUAAAGUUUGCUUUCUCUAUAAGGGCAUACUCACCAACUAUUCAGAUGUUUCAACAGAUUGCAGCUGAUGAGCCCCCGCCAGAUGGUUGUGAUGCAUUUGUGGUUAUCCAUAAAAAACACACCUGUAAAAUUAAUGAGAUUAAAAAGCUGCUGAAGAAGGCUACUUCAAGGCCCAGACCUUAUCUAUUUAAAGGAGAUCAUAAAUUUCCUACAAACAAAGAGAACUUACCAGUGAUUAUACUCUAUGCUGAAAUGGGUACCAGAGCAUUUGGUAAAUUUCACCCAGUAUUGUCUGAAAAAGCAAAAAAUGGGGAAAUCCUAUAUGUUCUUCGACAUUAUAUUCAGAAACCAGUCUCACAGAAAAUGUACUUAUCUGGCUACGGUGUGGAGCUAGCAAUUAAGAGUACAGAAUACAAAGCUUUGGAUGAUACUCAAGUUAAAACAGUGACGAAUGCUACCGUAGAGGAUGGGAUUGAAACAAAUGAAGUUCAAGGAUUUCUCUUCGGGAAACUAAAGUAA
Messenger RNA from Lynx canadensis (Canada lynx), 873 nucleotides. Its product is annotated as UDP-glucose:glycoprotein glucosyltransferase 2-like. The coding region runs from base 1 to 873 and encodes 290 amino acids. The record is from RefSeq and is a predicted model, not a curated record. NCBI's taxonomy places the organism in Eukaryota, Metazoa, Chordata, Mammalia, Carnivora, Felidae. Gene Ontology annotation, cellular component: endoplasmic reticulum. Gene Ontology annotation, molecular function: UDP-glucose:glycoprotein glucosyltransferase activity. The transcript has 7 exons.